CCACUCUUCCGUAUCCAAAUUUCCCAAGCAAAACAAAGCCUGCAAAUUGCAAAGAUGACCAAACAUGCUGUCUUUUCCUUCUCACUUCUACUCAUAUUUCUCUUCCGGUGCUGCACCACAGCCGGUGCCCAGGCUCCCGACAUCACCAAAAUCCUUGAGAAGCCUGGCCGGUUCACGAUCCUACUCCGUCUCCUAAAGAGCACCGGAAUAGUUAGCCAACUCAACGGGGAGCUUCAGAAAUCAAACACCGGUUUUACCCUUUUUGCUCCACCGGACAAAGCAUUUUCGGACCUCAGAUCAGGCAGCAUUAACUCUCUAAGUGACCUCCAAAAGGUCCAACUUAUACAGUUCCAUAUCUUAGCCACUUACGUCACCAUGCCAAAUUUCCAAACUUUGGGCAACCCGGUGCCGACCCAGGCCGGAGACACCAGCGCAGGUGCGUUCCCACUAAAUGUCAUCUCCUCCGGCAAUAAAGUGCAGAUCUCCACAGGCGUUGUGAAUGCCACAGUGGGCAGUGUAGUGUAUUCGGAUAAUGAUCUGGUUGUGUAUCAAGUGGAUAAAGUGCUUCUUCCUCUGGCAAUUUUUAGUGACUAUGAGCCUGAUUCGGUACCGUUGGCGGAGAGCAAUCCUCCUGUUUCUGCUAAAGUUGACAAAUCUGCAGGUGUGGUGAGUCUCCCCAUGCAUGGAAUGCCGGUUUUUCUCGGAAUUGCAGUGAAUAUUGCAGCGUUGGCUUUGUGACCAAAGCAUCUUGAAGAUAUGUUGCAGUACGAUCGAGUCGGGAUAGUCAAUUUGGGUGCAUGCAUGGGGUUCCAAUUUUCUUGGUGUGUAUGGUUUUGGCUGAAUUGCAUAGAUAGAGCGGGCGUGAUCGACUCUCGAGUGCUUCUUUUUGUAUUGCCAAUGUGCCAUCUUUCUCUCCUGAAAUUCAAUGAUUUUCCUUUCUUUUUGGAAAAAAGAAAAUCUUUUUCUCCGUCCUU
Messenger RNA from Juglans microcarpa x Juglans regia, 974 nucleotides. Its product is annotated as fasciclin-like arabinogalactan protein 11. The record is from RefSeq and is a predicted model, not a curated record. The transcript has a single exon. Lineage: Eukaryota; Viridiplantae; Streptophyta; Magnoliopsida; Fagales; Juglandaceae. The coding region runs from base 55 to 738 and encodes 227 amino acids.